Drosophila subobscura is the source of this 13657-nucleotide messenger RNA. RefSeq names its product dynein heavy chain 3, axonemal (gene Dnah3). The coding region runs from base 25 to 13215 and encodes 4396 amino acids. NCBI's taxonomy places the organism in Eukaryota, Metazoa, Arthropoda, Insecta, Diptera, Drosophilidae. Gene Ontology annotation, molecular function: dynein intermediate chain binding; ATP hydrolysis activity; dynein light intermediate chain binding. The record is from RefSeq and is a predicted model, not a curated record. Gene Ontology annotation, cellular component: dynein complex. Gene Ontology annotation, biological process: microtubule-based movement. The transcript has 53 exons.
AACACACCUUUCUGAGAGCUCAACAUGCAGAAGAGAAUUGCGCCCGAGCGGCGUCCCUACUGCGACAAGCGGCUGCAGGAUGACCGCGUGAGGCGGCGGCGCACCAUGCACCUGGUGCACGUCUCGCAGGCGCACAAAAAGACCGCCAAGCGGCCACUCAACGAUUGCCCCUUCUACAGCAUGACCUAUGGCUUCGAUGAGCUGCCCCUGGACCCAGUAAAGGAGUUCCUAAAAGAGAAGAUCUCGCACAUGCAGAAUGACAACAUUGUGGGUCGCUGCAAUCGCGAGUUUGACUUUCACUCGUACAACCUCGAAUAUGUAAAGGAUCAGUAUGUGGAGUGCGACGAUGACAGCCUGCAGGAGCUGCAACUGGAGGACAUAGUCAUGCCCGAACAGUUCGAGAUGCUGCGCGAUGCCAAAAAUCAUUCCUACAACUUUAAUCAAACGGCCUGCAAUCAAUUUCCCUGGAUUGACAAAUGGAUGACUGGCGUGCGGCCCAGCGAGCAGGAAAUCUAUGAAAUGACCAGCAACCUGCUGAACAUUUACUGCGAGCGGCGUGUCAGGAUCUUCUACUUUGACUGCGGCACAAGGUCCUCGCUGUGGACGAAUCAGCUGAGACGACAGCAUGGUUCGCCCUCGGAUUUAAUUGCCGCCUACCGAUCGCCGGCAGCCAGACAUUUGCGCGUCAAAUCGCUGCAGAAGAAGCCCAAGAAGGAGAAGUUCAAGGCGGGCGAUCAUUAUGCACUGCGCACACCUCAGGAGUGCCGCAACGAACUGAUACGCAUGGGCAAGGUCAUAGAUAAACUGAUAGAGCCCGUGAUGAAAGAGGCCAAGUACAACAUUGAUCACGAUCUGCUGCAUUAUCCCGAUCCGCCCAGCUGCAUGGAGCGACAAAGGAAAGAGAGAAAAAGACUGCCCUGCAAAGUGGGCAAGAAGCUGAUAUGUCGCGAGGAUUUCAUGACCAAUGAGGAGUUUCUCCUUUGCCUCAAGAAAAUGGAAGCCACUCGCUUUGCCUACAUGUCGCCGCUGCUGCCCGUGGAUCCCGAGGAACAGAAGCGUUCCAUGCUGGCCAAAUAUAAGCAAUCCUUCGACGAGGCCACAGCCAAGUUCACUUUGAAGAUAGAAAAACGCUACAAAUGUCUAAUGAAAAGUAUGUCUAUACUGCAGCUGGAGACGUAUCCAUCGAGACUCAUACGCAAGGCGCUGAGAUUCAUCGAUGCCAAGUCCCCGCUGCUUCGGGAUGCCUGGAGAUUCAUACUCCAAGAAGAGCAACAUUGGCCCGAACUGCCGCCAGAAGUUAUAUUAAUGGAUUAUCUGUUUGUGGGCGACCGCGGCGUCCGCCAGGACUUGGCCAUUCUCAUCAUUGUGUGCCUCAUCGAUCUGCAGGAGGAUUUUCGCUAUCACGUCAAGCGCACGUUCCUGCGCUAUCUGCUGCAAUCCACCAUGGAGCGUCGCCGCCUGCAGCUGGAAAUGGAUCCGCCCGACUAUCCAUACCUCACGAUCAUCCCACCCGUGCCCUGGCGCUCCAAUCUGCUGAUGGGCAAGAGUCGCAUCAGCGAGCUGCUCAUGGUCUCCCAUCCCGCAGUGCAGGCACUGAAUCGUCUCUGGUAUGAUCUCUACGAUGAUCUGGUGGUGGUGGAUCUGGCGCAGCUGCUGCUGGUGCAACGACCCCUGGAUGCCGACACAGUCAAUGCUUUUAUUCAGAAGAGCUGCAGCGAGGUCAGAGAUCUACUCAUCAAUGACUGGCUGCCUCGCUGUGCGGAUCUGAUGAACGACAUGCGUGCCACGUGGAAGGAUAUGGUGCCGAUGUAUGGCAAGUACGGUGGCCGUGCGGCCAUUCUCUUUCGCUGCAUUCACGGCCUAAUGUCGCGGCAUUUGAACGGUUUGAUCAGCAAGAGCAUCAACUAUCUGUUCAAGGUGCUGUGCGCCUUCAAGAAUGGCAACGGCAUCGACAAGUACUCCAUGUUCGAUCCCAAUCUCCGUCGCACACCGCUGAUGACGCUCAUUGCGUCCGUGGUGGGCGCUCACUUUGACAACGAACCCAUUGAGAUGGGUCCCGGCGUGCGGCCACAUGCGAAUAUUUAUGUGUUUGAUGAGGACGAUGCCGAUCCGUUCCAGCUGCCGCUGGUCAAUGUCUUUGUGGACAUGUCGCCCGAGGUGGAUGAUGUGGCGCAGUUCGAGAUGGAUCACAGCCACAAGCUGUACAUUUAUCCCUACAUGAACGAGCUGCCGCGCAUCUUUACGGAUCACUUUAAGGCCAUUCUGGCCGUGGGCUAUGAAAUACCACGCCUCGAAUUUCUCAUGUCUGGCGGAGAUCCCGAAACGAAGGGAUUUCUGCACUUUAUCGAUGAGGAUCACGAUGAUUUCCUGGAGCUGUGCCAAAAGGUCGAGGAGAUUGUCAAAGUCAAUUGGCGCGGAGUUCAUGUCUAUCUGAAGCCCAUCUACAAGUAUUAUUAUGGACUCUUUCAAAAGCUGAUCAUGCCCAUGGUGGAGAAGACGUGGACGGAUAAUGUUUUGCCUGAUUUAGUGGUUGUCCAAGAGCUGUUGAAAAAACUGCGAGCCGUGAUCGAUACGACCUAUUAUCUGCGCGAUUUCAUUCCGCUGAACCUGUUCAUGCUGGAUAACCGUCAUGUGAAGCUAUCGCUGCGAAUGUAUGUGCAGACCAUCUACGAUUUCAUAAUUGAUUUUUAUAAAGCCCUCAAUUGGAACGAGAAUCGAGCCAUCUGCGAGGAGCUGGAGGAAAUGUCCAUGAAGGCCGGCGAGCGGCCAGAGGAGACACCGGAGGUGGUGGCGCUGCAGAACUACAUCAACGAGUGUCGGGAGAUGCGCAUAUUUGCCAUAAAGGAUGAAAUCAAGAACGUGUUGAAGCGCGUCGUCUUCCUGCUGACACACACAUACCUGUCCAGCGACGAAAUCCAUCUGAAUACGCGCACAUUUAUCCUGCCCGGUGAGCUGGAGGAGGUGCUGGAUCUCAGUGCCGCUCGACUGGCAGUGGUCCGUGAUAAUCUGGAGGCGGCCUUGCGCGAGCGGCGUGCCGAGUUCGAGAAGCUGCUGGCCCAGGAGAAGCGCACAAUGGAUGGCUUCCGCAUUCGGGAAAUACGCGAUGUCCUCACGCUGGAGGAGCUCAAGGAGCGGGUGGAUACGGUCGAUAUGCUCUUCACGACCAUUGAGAAUCUAAGCCGCGAGGCAAAGGCCAUCAAUGUGGAGGAGUCGCUGCUGCAGAUUGAUGUCUCCGCCUUCCCCCUGCUGGCGGAGAUCAUUGAGAAAAUGGAACCAAUCGAGAAACUGUGGAAGACAUCGUACGAAUUCGAAAAGGAUUAUCUCAUUUGGAUGUUCGAGCGCUUCGAAUGCCUUAAUGCGGAUGGCGUGCGGGAGCAAGUGGAGAAUAUGCACAAGAUUAUGUACAAGUUGUCCCGCCAGCUGGCCUACAAUCCGGUGGCCAAGCGAGCCGCCGAACAGAUGCGCAUGAAAAUCGAAAAGUUUCGCGUCUAUUUGCCUGUCUUGGACUCGAUUUGUCGGCAUGGACUGGAGAAGCGGCACUGGGAGCAGAUAUCCAAGAUACUGGGACGCAAGGUGAAUCCGAAGCUGUUCCCCUCGCUCAAGGACAUGAUCGAUGCAGACAUUAUGAGCAUACUGCCGCAGCUGGAGGAGAUUGCCAAUGCAGCGGGCAAGGAGUACGACCUGAACAUGGGCCUGAAGAACAUGCAAGCGGACUGGCGGGAUGUCAUGUUCGAUGUGCUGCAGUACCGCGACUCGGACACGCACAUCCUGGCGAGCAUCGAUGACAUACAGACACUGCUGGAUGAUCACAUCAUGCGCACGCAGGCCAUGAAGCGUUCGCCGUUCAUUGUGGCCCUGGGCUCCAAGGCGGACGACUGGGAGGCCCGACUGCUGCUCAUCCAGAACAUCAUCGAUGCGUGGACACAGGUGCAGGUGACGUGGAUGUAUCUGGAGCCCAUAUUCAGCUCGGAGGAUAUCAUGCGGCAGAUGCCGCUCGAGGGACGCAACUUCAAGGCGGUGGACAAGACCUGGCGGCGCAUCAUGAAGCACACGAUGAAGGAUCGCCAUGUAAUGGCAGCCACCGAGUACCCCGAGAUGCUGGAGAUCUUCACCAAGGCCAUUGAGGAUCUGGAGACGGUGCAGAAGGGCCUCAACACGUACCUCGAGCAGAAGCGUUUGUUCUUUGCGCGCUUCUUCUUUCUGUCCAACGAUGAACUGCUGGAAAUCCUCUCCGAAACGAAGGAUCCCAUGCGCGUGCAGCCGCAUCUGCGAAAGUGCUUCGAGGGGAUUGGCACUCUCACCUUUGAUGACCAAAUGGAGAUCACGGAGAUGAUUAGCGACGAGGAUGAACGCGUCUCUUUGGUGCGCAAAAUCAAUCCCCAAGCGGCCAAUGGCUUGGUGGAGAUCUGGCUGAAGGAGGUGGAGAUGGUGAUGCUCGAGAGCGUGAAGGAGCAAAUGCGCGAGGCCUGGGAGGACUAUUCAUUGGUGGAGCGCAUUGCCUGGGUCGUGGCCUGGCCCGGACAGGUGGUGCAGGGCAUUUCCUGCAUGGCCUGGACCUAUGAGGUGGAGGAGGCCAUUGAGACGAGGACGCUGCCGGCUUAUUUGGAGAAAUCCAAUGGCCAGAUUGCCGACCUGGUGCAGCUGGUGCGCACGGAUCUGCAGGCUGGUGUACGCAUAGCAGUGGAGGCGUUGAUUGUCCUGGAUGUUCAUGCACGCGAUGUGGUCAAAUAUCUAACGGAUACGAAGGUGGCCAAUAUACAGGACUUCGAUUGGAUCUCGCAGCUGCGCUACUACUGGAAGGUCGAUGAGAAAAACGAGGAUUGGGUGUGCGUCAGCAUGGUCGUCACAGAUGUUAAAUAUGGCAUGGAAUAUCUGGGGAAUCUGCCGCGACUGGUGGUCACUCCACUAACAGAUCGCUGCUACCGCACUUUGAUGGGCGCCCUCAAGCUGUGCCUGGGCGGUGCGCCCGAGGGCCCUGCCGGCACGGGCAAAACCGAAACCUGCAAGGAUCUGGCCAAGGCUGUGGCCAAGAAGUGUGUGGUCUUCAAUUGCUCCGACGGUCUGGACUACAAGGCGCUGGGCAAGUUCUUCAAGGGACUGGCACAAUCGGGCGCCUGGGCCUGCUUCGACGAGUUCAAUCGCAUUGAGCUGGAAGUGCUGUCGGUGGUGGCGCAACAGAUCCUAACCAUACAGCGGGCCAUCGGACGCAAGGUUGUGAAAUUCUUUUUCGAGGAUACAAUGCUCAAACUGGAUCCGACUUGUUCCAUAUUCAUAACCAUGAAUCCCGGCUAUGCCGGUCGCACAGAGUUGCCGGACAAUCUGAAAGUUCUGUUCCGCACGGUGGCCAUGAUGGUGCCGGACUAUGCCAUGAUCGGGGAGAUCACUCUGUACUCCAAUGGCUUUGACAUGGCACGCAAUCUGUCGCAGAAGAUCGUCCAAGCCUACAAGCUGUGCUCGGAGCAGCUAUCAUCGCAGUCCCACUACGAUUACGGUAUGCGCGCCGUCAAGUCCGUGCUGCUGGCCUCCGCAUCGCUGCGACGCCUCUACGUGGACCUGCCGGAGCCGGAGAUUGUUUUGCGUGCCAUUGUUGAUGUCAAUUUGCCGAAAUUCCUCGAGCAGGACAUUUCCCUCUUCAUUGGCAUCUACAUGGAUCUCUUUCCCGGCGUCACACUGCCCAUGCCGCAACGCGACGAUAUACUCAAGUGGCUGCACAUCAACCUGGAGGCGAGGAAUCUGCAGGCGACACCCUGGUAUUUGGAGAAAAUUCUGCAGAUAUACGAGAUGCUGCUGGUGCGGCACGGCCUCAUGAUAGUCGGUGGCUCGAUGGGUGGCAAGACCACCGCCUACCAGAUGCUGGCUUUGACGCUGAAAAAUGUGUCGGCGGAUGAUGAGGCGACAUUGCGCGAGUAUCCGGUCGUGUUUCGCAUCAUCAACCCCAAGGCCAUCACCAUGGGCCAGCUGUACGGCCGCUUCGAUCCCAUCUCGCACGAAUGGUCCGACGGUGUGCUGGCCAAGACAUUCCGCGAGCAGGUCCAGGGCCCACGCAACGAGCGUGCCUGGGUCAUGUUCGAUGGCCCCGUCGAUGCGGUGUGGAUUGAGAAUCUCAACACGGUGCUGGACGACAACAAGAAGCUCUGCCUCAUGUCCGGCGAGAUCAUGCAGAUGACAAAGCUGAUGAAUAUGAUGUUUGAGCCCGCGGACCUCGAGCAGGCUUCCCCCGCCACAGUCUCGCGCUGCGGCAUGAUCUAUAUGGAACCAUCGCAGCUGGGCUGGCGCGCCUUCCACAAGAGCUUCAGCAAUGUCCUCGUGAAGAUUGUGGGCCUCAACGAGAUCUACAUGACGCUCUUCGAGGACAUGGUCGAGUGGCUGAUACCCGCCGCCCUGGACUUUCUGCCGCAGUGCAAACAAAUGCUGGAACUGUCGCCGAUGUAUCAGUACCAGACAUUCUCCCGCUUCUUCCUGCACUUCCUGGACAAGCACAAAGUGUUCACGCAGGUUUGGUUCCAGCAGAUGUUCCUCUUCUGCUAUGCCUGGGCCUACUGUUCGGCGUUGACCGGCGCCGGGCAGCGCACCUUUGACGCACUCCUUCGCAAGGUGAUCUACGGAUCGAGCGAGGAGUAUCCCAAGCCCAAGUAUUUCUCACUGAAUCGCGGCCAGAUGUUCCCCGAGAAGCUGCUGUUCCUCGACUAUCGCUUCGAUGAGGCCGAGAACUGGUGGACGUGGCAAAAGUCCACGGAUGAUCCGUCCUCUGCGAUUCACAACUUUCCCGAUGAGGCGCAAAUCAGCGAACUGAUUGUUCCCACCAAGGAGACGGGUUAUAUUUCGUAUUGGCAGGACUUUUGCAUCUCCAAAUCGUAUGGCAUGAUGGUCAUUGGACCCACGGGCACUGGCAAGAGCGCCAUCAUCACCAGCAACCUGCUGGCUCUGCCCAAAUUCGCGAAUAUGGUGAACAUUAUCAACUUUUCGGCGCGCACCUCGGCACAAAUGGUGCAGGACACGAUCAUGAGCAAGCUGGACAGACGCCGCAAGGGUGUCUAUGGGCCAUCGCUGGGCAAGAAGUGCACUGUUUUCUGUGAUGAUGUGGCCAUGCCCUCGAAGGAUACGUAUGGCUCACAGCCGCCGCUGGAGCUGCUGCGCACUUGGCUGGAUCAUGGCUAUUGGUCGGAUCUGGUGGACACCACCAAAAUCGAACUGGUGGACAUGACUCUGAUGUGCGCCAUGGGCACUCUGGGUGGCAGCAACUUCAUUUUUCCGCGUCUCUAUCGCCACAUGUUCGUGGUGGCUGUCGAUUCCUUUGAGGACUCGACCAUCGUUCGCAUAUUCACGGCAAUUGGUGAUUGGCAUUUCGCCAAGGGUUAUCCCGACAAGGUGGCACUGCUCUCCCGUGGCUUGGCCGAGGCAAUGGUCAGCGUUUAUCGCGAGGCAAUACGCACCCUGCUGCCCACACCGGCCAAGUCCCACUACUCGUUCUCCCUGCGCGACAUCACGCGUGUCUUCCAAGGCAUCGUCAUGGUGCCCGCCAAGCGGAUGCCCGACCCGGAGAAGCUCGGACGCCUGUGGGCCCAUGAAACUUAUCGCGUAUUUUAUGACCGUUUGGUGGACCAACGGGAUAGGGAUCGACUGCUUAUCAUGGCCAUUGAUGCCUGCAAGACAUGUCUGCGCUUCCCCCUCGAGCAGGCCUUUGCGGAACGCAUCGAACCGGGCGAGAAGCUGAGCGACAAUGAUGUACGAAAUCUAUUCUACGGCAACUACAUGGAACCGGACGCAGAGCCAAAGUUCUACGACGAGGGCGAGAGCUACGAGAAGCUGGAGAAGCUCAUGAAGUACUAUCUGCGGGAGUACAACUCGUUUUCGAGCACGCGGAUGGAUUUGGUCAUGUUCCGCUUUGCCAUUGAGCAUGUGAGCAGGGUCUCCCGUGUGCUGCAAAUGCCUCGUGGCAACAUUCUGAUGGUGGGAAUGGGCGGUUCGGGGCGUCGCAGCUCCUGUCGCUUGGCUGCCUACAUUGCCGACUGCCGCCUGAUGACGGUGCAGGUGUCCAAGAGCUAUACGAUUACCGACUGGCGGGAUGAUCUCAAGAAGAUACUCAUGUCGGCCAGCUUCAAUCUGAAUCACACCGUUUUCCUCUUCUCCGACGCUCAGGCAACGGAUGAGGGCUAUGUGGAGGAUAUCAAUGGCAUACUUAAUACCGGUGAUUUGCCAAAUCUCUACCAGCUGGAGGACAAGGCAACCAUCAUGGAGAACAUGGCGAAUGUUGCCAAGCAACUGGGCCGGAAUCUGGACCCGUUGCCGAGCGAGGUGUAUGCCUACUACAUCGACCGUAUACGUGAGCAGCUGCACAUUGCCUUGGCCUUCUCGCCCAUCGGUGACUCCUUCAAGGAGCGCAUUCGUGUGUAUCCCUCGCUGAUCAACUGCUGCACCAUCGACUGGUACAUGCCCUGGCCGGAGGAGGCACUGGCCCGCGUUGGCACCUACUUUGUCAGCUCCAUGAAGCUGAAUCGACCGCAUGACGAGGCCGAGCAGGCGGAGCAGGCACAGGCACAGCCACCGCGUAUCUCCGAUGAGUCUGCUCAAAGCGGAGAGGCGCACAGGGAGAGCGUCGAGGAGGAUCGCGAGCUGACGCAGCUGGAGAACGAUCUCGUGGACUGUGUCAUGUUCUUCCACCAGUCGGUGGUGGAUGCCAGCGAAAAGUGCUACCUGGAGCUGGGACGCCGCAACUAUGUGACGCCCUCUGCCUAUCUGGAGCUGCUGAAAGCCUUUCGCACCUUCUACACCCGCAAGCUGGAUGAGAUUACGCGGCUGCGGGAUCGCUACACGACGGGUCUGGAGAAGCUUGACUUUGCCGCCGGCCAGGUGGGCGAGAUGCAGGCGAAUCUCUACGAUUUGCAGCCCAAGCUGAAGGUCUUAUCCGAGGAGACGGACCGCAUCAUGGUGAACAUUGAGCGGGAGACGGCGGAGGCUGAGAAAAAGAAGGAAGUCGUGGGCGCCGAUGAGGCGGCAGCCAAUGAAGCAGCCGCCGCUGCUCAGGCCAUCAAGGAUGACUGCGAAACAGAUCUGGCGGAGGCCAUACCCGCCAUGGAGGCGGCCCUCGAGGCGCUCAACACGCUCAAACCCGCCGACGUGUUCAUUGUCAAGUCCAUGAAGAAUCCUCCCUAUGGCGUGAAGCUCACCAUGGAGGCGGUUUGUGUGCUCAAAGGCAUCAAGCCUGAUCGCAAACCAGAUCCAAGUGGACACAUGGUGGAGGAUUACUGGGGCCCGUCCAUGCGCAUGCUCAGCGACAUGAAGUUUUUGGAUUCACUCAAGACAUUCGACAAGGACAACAUUCCACCGCCCAUUAUCAAGAGGAUAAGAGAGAAAUACAUUGCUGAUCGCGAUUUUGUGCCCGAGAAAAUCAAGGCUGCUUCCAUGGCCUGCGAGGGCAUCUGCCGUUGGGUGCGUGCCAUGGAUGUCUACGACAAAGUGGCGCGCAUUGUGAUGCCCAAGAAGGCCGCCCUGGCCGAGGCCGAAGGCGAACUCUCGCAGCAAAUGGAGAAGCUGAAUGCCAAGCGGGCGGAGCUGCAAGUUAUUCUCGACAAGCUGCAGAAGCUCAACGAUUUCUUUGCGGAAAAGUCGCGCGAAAAGAAGCGCCUGGAGGAUGAGAUAGACAAUUGCGAGAAGAAGUUGAACAGAGCGGAGAAGCUGCUGGGUGGCUUGGGCGGCGAGAAGACACGCUGGUCGGAGGCGGCCAAGAACCUGCACGAAUCCAUCAGCAACAUUGUGGGCGAUGUGCUCUUAGCUGGUGGCUGCACCGCUUACCUGGGCUUCUUCACCACCGAGUACCGAGUGAACAUCCUAAAUGAAUGGAAUGCCCUGUGCCUGCAGCGGCACAUACCGUGCAGCGAAACCUUCUCGCUGGCCACCACGCUGGGCCAUCCGAUGACGAUACGCGCCUGGUCGCUGGCCGGACUGCCUGCGGAUAACUUUUCCGUGGAGAAUGGCAUCAUUGUGACCAAUUCCAGUCGCUAUUCGCUGCUCAUUGAUCCGCAGGUUCAAGCCAACAAAUGGAUCAAAAAUAUGGAGAAGAACAACAACCUAAAGGUGGUCAAGCAGAGCGAUUCCAACUACAUGCAGGUGCUGGAGUUGGCCAUCUCCUAUGGCCAGCCCGUGCUCAUUGAGAAUGUGGGCCAGAAACUCGACUCGAAUCUAACGCCCAUUUUGGAGAAGAACAUUAUCAAGCACAAGGGCGGUCUGUUCAUCAAGAGCGGCGACACAAUGAUUGAAUACAAUCCGGACUUUCGUCUGUACAUAACGACCUGUCUACGCAAUCCGCAUUAUCCGCCGGAAGUGAUGGUUAUGGUAACAGUAUUAAAUUUCAUGAUAACGGAACAAGGAUUACGCGAACAAUUGCUGGCGAUUGUGGUGGCACACGAGCGUCCCGAUUUGCAAGAGAAGAAGGAGCAAUUGAUUAUUGAGUCCGCAAGGAAUCGUGAUGCAUUGUACACCAUCGAAUCGAAGAUAUUAGAGGUUUUGUCCACCUCGGAGGGCAACGUCCUGGAGGAUGAGAAUGCCAUCAACAUUCUAUCGUCGAGUAAGAUCCUGUCCGAGGAUAUCCAAGAGAAGCAAGUGAUUGCCGUGGCCACCGAGAUAGAAAUAGACGCUGCCCGGCAGCAAUAUAUACCCGUGGCCAAGCACUCGGCCAUUCUGUUCUUCUGCAUCAGCGAACUGGCCAAUGUGGAUCCCAUGUACCAGUAUUCGCUCUCCUGGUUCCUCAAUCUGUUCGUCAACACCAUCCUGAAGGCACCCAAGUCGGAUAAUCUGGGGGAUCGGCUGACCAAUCUCAACGAUUACUUUACCAAAUCGAUUUACACGAAUGUCUGUCGCUCGCUCUUCGAGAAGGAUAAGCUGGUGAUCUCGCUGGUCAUGUGUUUGGGCAUUCUAGUGUCUCAGGGUCGUCUGGCCAAGAACGAUCUGUUGUUCUUUCUCACCGGAGGCAUUGGCUUCAAGAGCAUUCCACCAAAUCCUCUCAGUGCCUGGCUGCCAGACAAGGCAUGGGCUGGCGCAGUUCGUGCCACGGAUUUGGCGGACCUCAAGAACCUACCGGAAAAACUGCAAAGCAAUGCGGAGGCCUGGAAGGCUUUUUACGAUGCUGCCAGUCCCGACCAACUGCCGCUGCCAGCGCCCCAUAAUGCAGUAAAUGAAAUGCUAUAUCUGAUCGUGCUCAAGGCCCUGCGACCGGAUAAGCUGGUGCCAGCUGUAAGGGCUUUUAUUACGCGCAACCUGGACAGGUCGUUCGUGGAGCCGCCUCCAUUCGAUUUGGGUGCCUCGUUUGCGGAUAGUUCGCCGAAAAUACCGCUGGUAUUCCUGCUCUCGCCCGGAUCGGAUCCCAUGGCCAGCCUCUUCAUGUUCGCCAAACAACGCAACAUGUACGACAAAUUGAAAACCAUCUCGCUGGGUCAGGGCCAGGGACCGCGUGCUGAAAAGAUGAUUAUGGAGGCGGCCCGUCACGGCCAAUGGGUUGUCCUGCAGAACUGUCACGUCGCCUUCAGCUGGAUGGGCGACUUGGAGCGCAUCUGCAAUGAUACGACCCUAACCGAUGGCGCCCACACCGACUACCGUCUGUGGUGCACCUCCUAUCCGAGCGCCGUCUUUCCCGUCUCGGUGCUGCAGAACUCCGUGAAGAUGACAAACGAACCGCCCAAGGGUCUGCGGGCGAACAUGCAUCGCUCCUUCACCUCGGAUCCCCUCAUGCGUGACAAGUUCUUCACGAACGCCUUCCUCUUCUCGGACUCGGCCAACAAGUGCUGGCUUCGUGGCGUCUUUGCCUUGGUCUUCUUCCAUGCUGUCGUGCAGGAGCGUCGAGAAUUUGGUCCCCUGGGUUGGAACAUUCCGUACGAGUUCAAUGAAUCGGAUUUAAAGAUCUCCUUGCUGCAAUUGAAGAUGUUCAUCACACAGAGCCAGAGCAUUCCCUUCCGCGGCCAUGUGUACCUCACAGGGGAGUGCAACUAUGGCGGCAGGGUCACGGAUGACAAGGAUCGACGCUUGAUUCUGUCGCUGCUGAAUAUGAUCUACAAUCCCACAACCAUUGAGGAGGAUAACUAUGCCCUCUCCCAGUCUGGCAACUAUCGUGUGCCCCUGAGUCCCACGCGCCUGAAUUCCAUUGAAUACGUGUCCAGCUUUCCGCUCAGUCCACAGCCAGAGGUCUAUGGCUUGCAUGAGAAUGCGGAUAUCAAUCGGAAUGUCAAGGAAACCAAUGCGCUCAUCGGCGGCGUGCUGCUCACCCAGACCGAUCUGAUGGCCUCCGUGAAGGCCAGUUCUGCGGGUGGCGCCAAGGAGGAUCCCGCCAUUGCCAUUUGCAAGCAGCUGUUGAGCCAGCUGCCGCAGGAGUACGACAUCGAUGAGGUGUCCAAGACCUAUCCCGUGAUCUACACCAACUCGAUGAACACUGUGCUGCGGCAGGAGCUGAUACGCUUCAAUCGGCUGCUCUCGUACAUACGCAAGAGUUUGGUCAACGUCAGCAAGGCGGUGGUGGGACAGAUAGCAAUGAUACCAGAGCUAGAGCGCACCCAUGCAUCGAUGGUCAUUGGCAAGCUGCCGGCGGAUUGGCUCAAGAAGAGCUAUCCAUCGCUCAAGCCAUUGGGCAGCUACGUGAGCGACUUGCUCGCACGGUUGGCCUUCUUCCAGGAUUGGAUUGAGAAGGGUGAACCCACCGUCUACUGGAUAUCUGGCUUCUACUUUACCCAGUCCUUCAUCACGGGCGUUCUGCAGAACUAUUCGCGUAAGAAUCGCUUCCAAAUCGACAUGAUUUUCAUAGAGUUUGCGGUGACCAAGUUUGAGGUGCAAGUCAGUCAGACGCCCGAGGUGGGUGCCUACAUUCGGGAACAAAAAGAGGUCAAUGAUGAGACCAAAUUCAUACAAGGCAUCUUCAUCGAAGGCGCUCGCUGGAAUCGCAAGACCAAGGAGAUAGAUGAAUCCUUCUCCAAGAUUUUGUUCGACACUCUGCCCGUCAUCUAUCUGCGACCUGUGCUCAAGGCCCUGGAGGACAUACCCCGCUCAACGGGCGGUGCCGAGGGCGACACCAUCUACGACUGCCCCGUGUACAAGACGAGCGAAAGGCGCGGCGUGCUCUCCACCACGGGCCAUUCCACCAAUUUCGUGAUGUACCUGCAGCUGAAGUGCUCCCGGACACAAAUGCAUUGGAUUAACAGAGGCACGGCCUGCCUCUGCCAGUUGGAUGAUUAACUGGGAGUGGGAGUGGGAGUGGGAGUGGUAGAUGGGGGACUGGGUGUGCGAUUGGUAUUGGAACUGUGUGCCGGAUGCCCCCUCGUACAGGUUGUGAUCCUUGGCACCCUGGCGCGCUGCUUGGACUGAGGUUGGGGCUUUCCGACUGUCGUCCGGCCUGGACCCCAUCUAUAUGCAGAUAUAUUUUUGCGUGGAUUUUUGUUUCGUUUUCUUGUUCUUUUUUUGUUGCCAAUACUCCACCCAGGAAGCUCAACCCAAAAAGAGUGGAGGGAGAGUGGAGUGGAGUGGAGUCUUGUUUAUUCAGUUGCCCCGUGUUUUCCACAUCCGACAACUGGCAACUGAAACUGGGCCACGGGGCAUGGGGGCAUGGGGACAUGGGUGGCAGCUCAGAGUCCGAGGGCGCUGCGAAAUGAUGAUGAUGAUUGCCAGAUAUAAAUUAAAU